AUGAAUCCCUACAAAAACGACCCGACCAAAACCACCCCCUCAGAUCUCUACGCCGACAUCCCCAACUGCGGCCGCUACGGCCUAACUUCAUCCGGCUUCCAGCCGGAUCCCGCAUACCUCCUAUCGACCUCGCCCAAGACAGUCUGGUCGAAGGGAAGGGAUUAUGUGUUGUUUGAUGAGAACAAAGCCAUGGCCGCAUAA
Molecule: messenger RNA, 201 nt
Organism: Dichotomopilus funicola
Lineage: Eukaryota; Fungi; Ascomycota; Sordariomycetes; Sordariales; Chaetomiaceae
Exons: 2
Coding region: 1-201 (66 amino acids)
Source: RefSeq, a predicted model, not a curated record